CCGUGCCUGGGAUGCAGAAGCACCAGUGACAAGUGACGCUAUCUCGAUCACUCGAGCGCAAUCUGCUCUCGUGUCUCUCUGCAGUUCUACGUGCAUUGUCCCUUUCUGCGGGCAUUUCCCGCGCGUCCAGUGUCCAAAGAAGCCACACUAAGUGUACACUUUAGCCACACGUGUACAGCCAUGCAGACCAGGCCGGAAUCCCUCUGGAGCAGCAGCUCCUCUCCCGUCGCAUCUCCCAGCAUUCAAGAGGAAUCCGCGCCCGCUGGAACUCUCUUUACCGAGGCUCUCAAAGUGCGUGCCCAGAAACGGCGACGAUGGAUGUUAGCGGCCGUUGUCUACGCCGGCAACUUCUGCGCUGCCAUGAGCUUCUCCCUGCAGGCACCCUUCUUCCCUAAACAGGCGGAAGAAAAGGGCGCCACGCCAACAGAAUAUGGCCUCAUCUUCUCCUCUUUCUAUUUUACCACUUUUCUCGUCGCACCCCUGUACGGCAAAUUGGUCGGACUUAUUUCGCCAAAUUACCUGAUGGUCGGCGGGCUUUUCUUUAACUGCAUCAGCGUUACUUCAUUUGGGUUUGUGAACCUCGUUCCCGGACGGUACGCCUUCGUGGCGACUGCGUUUAUUAUUCGAAUCACGGAAGGAUUGGGUUCUGCGGCGUUUGUGACGGCCAGUUCCACCAUAGUGAUGACCGAGUUCCCGGACAACCUAGGAACCGUGAUGGCAUCCAUAAAGACGGCUUCCAGCGUUGGCGUCAUCUUCGGACCUAGCAUCGGCGGGGUCCUGUUUGAUGCGGGAGGCUACUUCCUCCCGUUCGUUGUCUGCGGUGGUUUGACCUUCUUAUGUACGAUAGCGUCUAUCUUCGUCAUCCCUAAGAACGCUGAAAGAGCAACUCAGUCGAGUGGCAAUGCCAAACAUUUUUGGAGCGGUCCCAUGGUGUACCUCUUCGGAGCGGCCAUAUUCGGGGCUUUCGCCUGCAUGGGCUUCAACCAGGCCACACUGGAGCCGCAUCUUCGACAGUUCGGACUGUCAACGACACUAGUAGGCGUGAUAUUCAUGACGCAAGGCAUAAUGAACUGCGUGGCCGUACCUGUCUGGGGCUUGCUGUGCGACAGAAAGGUUAACACAACACUGCUCUCUGCCAUAGGCUGCGUAUUCGUCAGCAUCUACUUGACGUUUAUUGGCCCUGCGCCGUUUCUUCCUAUACCAACGAAGCUGUGGCUGAUCAUCCCGUCCUUAGCCUGCUUCGGUAUCGGACUUGGAGGGGCUUCCAUCUGUGCAUUCAUCGCCACACUUCAGUACACGCUAGGUCGAGGCUUCGAACGUGACGUCGUUACCAAUGGCCUUGUAUCAUCAAUGUUUACAAUAUGGCGGUCAAUGGGUGCGUUCACGGGUCCUGCCUUAGGGGGCGCAUUGUUGCAGCACGUUGGCUACAAGUGGGGGACAGUCGUCAUUCUAAGUUUUCAAGUCAUUCUGGCAACAUUAUUGAUGGCAGUGUACAUUCAGAAAAAAUGUUCUCCAGGAGAAAUUCCUCUGGAACGCUUCGAGAACGUCGUUGAAGAUGACUCCACGACGAACGAUUCGAAUCCUCCUCAGCAGCAGCUGAGCUUCUCUAACCCGUGUAAUAGUAGGGAAGUUGGGAUACCGAAUAUGGGUCGUGCGCACUUAACUGAAUUGCAGACAGUUUCCACCUAGUCCCAACGGCCUCUACGACAAUGGUUCCCGGACUUCCGACCCCCCCCCCUCCCCCCCACACUCCCCGGUUUAUCUAAUCGCGAUGCAGGACGUCUUCCGAUCUCAGCGCAUGGACAUUAAGAGCCAAAAGCACACUGACAUUUUAUUGGAGCAACAUUCAGAGCGGGUGCUCUGGCCAAAAAGUCUUGCACAACUGCAUGCUUCGCUCACCAACAACGCACGCGAUACGCCGCCUACUACUUUUCUUAGGUUUCGGACGUCCGCUCUAAUUCGAGAAGACGCCUCUACGCGGUGCACCGUCAACGCGAGGCGUCCGUGUAUGCCGCUAUAGACGCAGACGCUGUGGCCUUUAGUAGGAGCGAGUGGAUGUAUCGCGUGCAAGCGCAUUGAUGAGAAACCUCCGAGUCUGCUUCCACCAGCUUCAUGUUAACGUAGAAUAGUGGUAAUAGCGUAGAAUAACGUAGCUUGGCAUUCUUUUUUUUUUUGUUACUUUGUGGGCCACUUCACGACCAGACCAGCCGCUUCACGACUUCAGAACGUGUCGCGACCACCCUAGGUGUCGCGACCCACAGUUUGGGAACCACUGCUCUACGAGAAAAAGGAAUUGUUGAAGUGUUCACUACAGACUAAACAAAUUAUAUUUGUUCUAUUUCGUAUUGGAAAUCAACGCGCGCAAAACAUAAAUGCCGUCAAUAGACGCUACGCCGCUUCCAGGUAUUUUCGAAAGAACCCGCAAAACAAUUCAUCGUUUCGAACUCUGCACGGGUAUAUAGCUGACGUCUACUAGAGCUGUGGCAACGCCACCUGGACACAGAAGGUCUGCUUAAUGCCUAAUUUCACUCCUUCGUACGUAUAGACAUAUAUAAUGUAUAUACAUUCGCUUCAUCUCUUCUGAUUACAGAAGGACUAUUUCUGUUAAUGAUUUGUUGUAUAAGUGUGAGCUUGAGACCCUCGCUGUGCGUCGUGGAAGGUCAAGGCUUAAAUAUUUGUAUUUGCUUCUUCAUCACAAACUUGAAUGCGACAUUGUAAACUAUUUAACUCUGCGAGUUACAGGAUCCAGGAGACUGAAUCAUGCGAUGUCUCUAGAAGUACAGCUCUCAAAAACUGACGCUCACAAGUUUUCAUUUUUGCAACGCACAGCGGGGGACUGGAACAGGCUGCCUGAGGAAGCUGUCCUCAUUCAAGAUUAUAAUGUUUUUUGUUCGUGGCUUAAUAAGAAUGUCCACACCUGCUAGGACCCAUAACUGGGUCUGCAGUCUGAAUGAAUAAAAUUAAAAAAAUAAAGUCCGCCAAUCGCAGCAGCCAACCAAGAUGGCAGCCAAUCGCCGUAGACGAUUUUGAAACACGGGCUCUCUAUGGCUUCCAUACAAUGGCUUCCCCUACGACCGAUGGUGGCUCGCUUCCAUAGCUACGGCCGCUGAAGGCAACGUCACGUUUGGCGGACUCUUAAUUGUUACGCUGAAGCGACCGGGCUUUGUGUCUAGGCGCGCGCCUUCCCAGUCUCCGCUCUGCGUCCCACGUUGGAAGACAACCAGCAGCUGCGGUGAGGAGACGGAAAUCUGCCUUCCAGGAGCGAUUCUGCCAAACGCGUUGUUAAUUGCACACGUCAUGACGUCAUACUCAUUAAAGUUAUAAUUUUAUGAUACUUUCACGUUGCAUAUGGGAAGUCAGUAUUUCCUAUAGGAUUGUGAAGACACGAGAUUUGGUUCCUAGAGACACAUCGUUGAACUCAAUCCCUCCUCCGAAACGCAGCACCGUAUACGUUGAAUGCAACUUGUAUGCGAGUGCGCUUUUCUUUUUUUUUUUUCCUCGCUGGUUUGAAAAUAUUUUGGGCGCGAAUAUGUUCUAACACUUUCGGGGUGCUAAACGCCUCAUGAAAGAGGUCGUGCUGUACCUCAACAACAAUAAAAACAUGUCACAUCUUCUA
Molecule: messenger RNA, 3616 nt
Organism: Ornithodoros turicata
Lineage: Eukaryota; Metazoa; Arthropoda; Arachnida; Ixodida; Argasidae
Product: MFS-type transporter SLC18B1-like
Exons: 13
Coding region: 181-1689 (502 amino acids)
Biological process (GO): transmembrane transport
Molecular function (GO): transmembrane transporter activity
Source: RefSeq, a predicted model, not a curated record